CUACUGCAAAGGCACGCCUACGCUAAAUAAAACCACCGACUGUAAAUCCUUCGUUACUAGAAGCGAAUGCUGGUGUUAUUUUUCUAACUACCACUCACCGUUAGUAUUUGCCCUGUUUUAUAAUCAGAGAAUGGACAACUCUGGGAAAGAGAAGGAAGCGAUUCAGCUGAUGGCUGACGCCGACAAGAAAGUGAAAACGUCUGGCUCGUUCUUGGGAGGCAUGUUUGGCGGACCUCAUAAAGUUGAAGAGGCUUGUGAAAUGUACUGCAGAGCAGCCAACAUGUUCAAGAUGGCCAAGAACUGGAACGCUGCUGGUAAUGCCUUCUGCCAGGCGGCCCGGAUCCACAUGCAGCUCCAGAACAAACACGACUCGGCCACCAGCUUCAUCGAUGCAGGAAACGCUUUCAAAAAGGCAGACCCCAGUGAGGCUAUCAAGUGCUUAAACGCAGCUGUUGAUAUAUACACAGACAUGGGAAGGUUCACCAUCGCAGCCAAACACCACAUCACCAUCGCAGAGAUCUACGAGUCAGAACUGGUGGAUAUAGAGAAGGCCAUCGCCCACUAUGAGCAGGCAGCAGACUACUACAAAGGAGAGGAGUCCAACAGUUCUGCAAAUAAGUGUCUACUGAAGGUGGGGGCCUACGCCGCUCAGUUGGAACAGUACGCAAAGGCCAUCGAGAUCUACGAACAGGUUGGAUCCAGCACCAUGGAUAACCCCCUGCUGAAAUACAGCGCCAAAGAGUACUUCUUCAAAGCCUCUCUGUGUCACUUCAUCGUGGAUGAACUUAACGCCAAACUUGCUGUCGAGAAAUACGAAGAGAUGUUCCCAGCCUUCUCUGACUCAAGAGAGUGCAAGCUGUUGAAGAAACUCCUGGAUGCUCAUGAGGAACAGAACUGUGAAGCUUUCACAGAAGCAAUUAAAGAGUUUGACUCCAUCUCUCGUCUGGACCAAUGGCAGACCACCAUGCUGCUGCGCAUCAAGAAGACCAUCCAAGGGGACGAGGGAGACCUGAAGUGAGACCACGACAGGGGGAACAAACAUGGCAUGCCACCCCUCUCCACGACUUCACCCCUCAUCCCAUAUUGUUUUUGUGCAAUGACUCAGUCCAGGUUCUUACAGACAGAAUGUCCAGUUAGUUAAAUCCGCUGCAAUGUCUAGUCCAGGGGUCUGACUUUUGGGGAGGGAUGAGGUAUUGGUCAGCUAAAAAACAGUUUAAUUUAGCAAAUCUGUUCACAAGUAUUCCCACAAAUUAAAAAUGGGAUAUGCGAUCGUGUAUCAAUGUAAUAGUGUGAAAUUAUUAUUUUAUUUUCAAAUACAAUAUCUUUUUGGGCUUCGUUGUGGUAAAUUUGCAGUGUACAAAUGAUUAGAAUUAUGUUCUGGCCCCGAAACCAUCCGCUCCUACAAAAAUGAUCCUGCGUCUGAAUCUAGCUGCCUACCUCCGGUGUAGGUCUUUAUAAAGAUUUAUGUAUACUCUGUUGAAUUCUGUUAUCAGUGCUCUCGUAUUAUCACCAAACUCUAGUUAUGAUGUGGGUCCAGUCGCAACUCUUUCUGGAGGAUAGAUCCGAUACGUUUAGUGGUGAGUGAACUUCUGAGAAGGGCAGAGAGGCAUUCCAAGGCAUUGACCACUGAUGUUAGUAUUGAGCGCACAAACACUGCAUGAUUUGUACAGUUAUAAUUUAUGAUUCUAUUAGGUUCAACAGGUUGCUUGGCUUCCAUCUGAAAAGUCUUACAAGGGAAAUGUCCAUUACUUAUAUAUCAUAAAUGGUUAUUGGUAAGGUAAGAGAUGACACAAUGAAUUGUUUCGUAUUUUAAAAAAUCUUAUUCUUGAAAUGGGACAAUUGAUACAAAUACAAUCAAGACAUGGCCAGAAAGUACAUUUUGCUUAGUUAGUAUUUUUUUUCUCCAUAUUUCUUAUUCUCUUAUGAGGUUAUCUGCCUAUGUGAGGCGACUUCCUAAUUCUGCUUGUAAAUUAUUUUUUUAAACGCAGAUCUAAGAAAAUCCCUUGCCCUCUUCUAAGAGCAGUUUCACUUCUAAACUCCAGCUUUGUUCUUUCAUUGUCACUCAUGUUGAUGUACUAUGUGUCGUGAAGUUGUAACCAUGUUGGUAUUUGCUAGUGCAUCCUCUAGCUGGCAACUAGCAGAGCUGCAGUUAUUUGUGUGUAUAGGUAAUAGUGUUGCGCAAAAUUUCCUAGUAGUGAUGAACUGCGGCAAGGUUGUUACUGAGUGCCCCACAACGUAGCUGCGUAUCAAGCUUCUUACAGUGGAAUGGUGCUCCAUUUUAUUUGGUCUGUGUCUGAAAAUUAACUAAAUAAAAUCAUUCAUUCUGUGGGUCUCUACUGA
Molecule: messenger RNA, 2340 nt
Organism: Oncorhynchus keta (chum salmon)
Lineage: Eukaryota; Metazoa; Chordata; Actinopteri; Salmoniformes; Salmonidae
Product: beta-soluble NSF attachment protein
Exons: 10
Coding region: 131-1018 (295 amino acids)
Biological process (GO): intracellular protein transport; regulation of synaptic vesicle priming; synaptic transmission, glutamatergic
Cellular component (GO): terminal bouton; synaptobrevin 2-SNAP-25-syntaxin-1a complex; vacuolar membrane
Molecular function (GO): syntaxin binding; soluble NSF attachment protein activity
Source: RefSeq, a predicted model, not a curated record